Molecule: messenger RNA, 9447 nt
Organism: Neoarius graeffei (lesser salmon catfish)
Lineage: Eukaryota; Metazoa; Chordata; Actinopteri; Siluriformes; Ariidae
Gene: bnc2
Product: basonuclin zinc finger protein 2
Exons: 8
Coding region: 252-3722 (1156 amino acids)
Biological process (GO): regulation of DNA-templated transcription
Cellular component (GO): nucleus
Source: RefSeq, a predicted model, not a curated record
GGUGUGUGUGUGCGCUUGGAGAACAGAUCCCGUGUUCUCCGCUUUACUGUGACUCCGGAUAUGAAGGCGCGCGACAGCGCUGUGUGAGAGUGUGUGUGAGUGAGUGUGUGUGUGUGAGUGUGAGUGAGUGUGUGAGUGAGUGUGUGUGAGCAGGAGGAGGGCACUGGGAGCUGAAGCUGCAUUAGUGUGACCGACUUCACUAUUCACACACCGAGAGAUCCGAGAGUGCGCGCGCCGUCCAACAUGCAGAAAUGGCCACCUGUGAUGCUCCACCUGUCCAGUCUCGUGUCGAGACGGAGCCGGAUGUGAGAAACGAGCCCGAGCUGAAGGAACCGGAGCAGCCGAGGGAGCGAGAGCACGGAGCAAGGGAAGGGAGUGAGAGUGCAGACGGAGGGAGUGAGGGAGGAAGGAGAGAGGGAGGAGGAGCGCACAGCUCCAUGCAGUUCAGCAGCAGACCGGCGAGCGCCGAGCCGUGCUACAUGGGGACAUGGCAGCAGCAGAACACUGACACACACCUCCUGUUCAGGAUGUCCCAGCAGGCAAUUCGCUGCACUCUGGUGAACUGCACCUGUGAGUGUUUCCAGCCGGGGAAGAUUCACCUGCGCACCUGUGAUCAGUGCAAACAUGGAUGGGUUGCUCACGCUCUGGAUAAGCUGAGUACGCAGCACCUGUACCACCCAUCACAGGUGGAGAUCGUUCAGUCCAAUGUGGUGUUUGACAUCAGCAGUCUGAUGCUGUACGGAACGCACGCACUUCCUGUCCGCCUCAAGAUCUUGCUGGAUCGCCUGUUCAGUGUUCUCAAACAGGAUGAAGUGCUGCACAUCCUGCACGGCCUCGGCUGGACCCUCAGAGAUUAUGUCCGGGGCUACAUACUGCAGGAUGCUGCAGGCAAGGUGCUGGACCGCUGGACCAUCAUGUCCCGUGAAGAGGAGAUCAUUACCCUGCAGCAGUUUCUACGCUUCGGAGAGACCAAAUCUAUCGUGGAGCUCAUGGCGAUUCAGGAGAAGGAAGGCCAAGCGGUCACGGUGCCCUCAUCAAAGGCUGACUCUGGCAUUCGGACUUUUAUCGAAAGCAACAACCGCACUCGCAGUCCUGGCCUCCUUACACACUUGGAGAACAGCAGCCCUUCUAGUAUCCACCAUUUUGAGAACAUCCCCAACAGUUUGGCUUUUCUGCUGCCUUUCCAGUACAUCAAUCCUGUCUCAGCUCCCAUGUUGGGGCUGCCACCUAAUGGGCUAAACUUGGACCAAGCAGCUCUGAGGCUCCGAGAGCCAAACCUUUCCAAUCAAAGUGAACCAGUAGAGAGCAGUGAAUCUGAAGUGUCUCUAUCACCUUUCCGAAACAGCCAGAGUCCAAAUCGAGGCACCAUAGGGGCCAUUCCCAAUUCCAUUGAGCCCAAAUCAGAACCUAACGGAUCCUCACCUGUCACAACAACCCCAUCUGCACAGCAAGUCCAACAACAGCAAACACAACAGCAACAGCAGCAGCAGAUCCAACAACAGCAGCAGCCCCAGACCAACACCAUAAAUGAUCACCACUUUGUGAAAAAUGAGCAAUCAAAAAACCUUCACUCUUCAUUCUCUUCCAAGAUGCACCGCAUGCGUCGCAUGGGUACUCCAUCACGUAAGGGUCGCGUCUGCUGCAAUGCCUGUGGCAAGACCUUCUACGACAAGGGCACUCUAAAGAUCCACUAUAAUGCUGUACAUCUGAAGAUCAAGCAUCGUUGCACGAUUGAGGGAUGCAACAUGGUCUUCAGCUCCCUGCGUAGCCGCAAUCGCCACAGUGCCAAUCCCAACCCUCGCCUCCACAUGCCUAUGCUGAGAAACAACCGAGAUAAGGACCUCAUUCGCUCCACUUCUGGAACAGCCACCCCGGUCAUCUCUAGUACCAAGACUGGAUUCACUCUAACAAGCCCUGGACGGCCUCCACUAGGCUUUGCAACUCCUCCUCUCGAUCCAAUGAUGCAAUCCCCACUUCAAAGUCCUCUGGUCUUCCCAUCCCUGAAGUCUGUUCAGCCGGUACAACCUAUCCCACCUUUCUAUCGCAGCUUGCUUUCUCCUGCUGACAUUGUAAGUCCUCCAGUGUCCCUUCCCACCAGUCCGAUUUUACCCACUACCACCAACAGCACGUCUAUCAUGGACCAACAGCAGCAGAUCUUAGCUGCCAGCUCCAACAACAGCCACAUGUCUGAGACAGGAACUUUGUCUCACCACCUUUCCACCACCUCAAGUGCCCCAGAUCCCAUCACUACUGACCCUAUGCCCAAGAAGAAGCCUCGCAAGUCCAGCAUGCCUGUGAAGAUUGAAAAAGAUCGAGAGGUACCGGAGGAUUACGAUGACAAAGAUGACGAUGAUGAUGAUGACAGUUGCCAUCAUCGUCAUCCUGCAUCUCAUCUCCACAAUAACAUCAAUGGAAACUGCAAUAAUAACAACAACAGCAGCAGCGGGCAUCAAUCGCCCUCACAAGAUGAGAUGACGGAAGGCACCAGUGAGCUGCGCUGCAUGGACAGCUUUACCUCAGAGGACCAAGACCAUGAGCGUGACUUUGAGAAUGAGUCAGAGACUUCUGAGUCCAAGAUGUUCUACCGCGAUGAGCCAAUGGAUGCUGAAGAGCUUCGCAACGCCUCCAGAAGAAACAUGGACAAGGAAAAGGAUGAUGGCGAGGAAGACAGACACAUCCAUAAAGAGAUGGAAGAAAAGAGACACUCCUCGCCAUCCCCACAUCAACCAGUCAUCAAAAUCAAAGAAGAACUCAAUGAUCCUACCUAUGACAUGUUCUGCAUGGGGCAAUAUAAUCUGUACAAUGGUGGAAUGGCUGCCGCAGCUGCAGCCGCUGCGAGUAUGGCUGCCUUGCACGACAGCUUCAUCUCCUCCAUGGGUUAUGGAUCAAGUUCACCAAAAUUUCACUCCCAGUCCCCAGAGGGCGAUCUCUGCUCUAGCCCUGACCCUAAAAUCUGCUACGUCUGCAAGAAGAGCUUCAAGAGCUCCUACAGUGUCAAACUGCACUACAAAAAUGUGCACCUAAAAGAGAUGCACGUCUGCACGGUGGCCGGCUGCAAUGCUGCUUUCCCUUCCCGACGAAGCCGAGACAGGCACUCACACUUACCUCACAUAGCUCACAGGCACAGCUCCAACAUAAACCUCCACCGCAAACUUCUGACCAAAGAACUGGACGACUUUGUCCUCGACCCUCAGCUCAUGCCGCUUCCCCGGGACAUGCGUGCCGAGUUAGCAUCCAAAAUCUACUCUGGACACCGACACGAGGACCCCGUGUCCCCCAUAGGCAAUGGUUAUCGUGGCGACAGCGAUUACGCGGCACUGGACCUGAGCACGGCAUCAAGCAUCCACUCAAGCGGCAGCAUCCAGUCGUCACACGAUUCGGAUGAGGCCAGCGAUGAAGGCGUGCUCCUGGACGAGCUGGACAUUAGCGAGGGAGAGGAAGCGGGGCCUGGGUUAGGUGAAGGGGUGGGACUUGUGACCUCAGACCCCGCCUCCUCACCAUCGGCAGGUGCUAAUGUUGGCAUCCUGUGCACGAUCUGCCACAAAAUGUACAGCAACAAAGGGACGCUACGUGUGCACUACAAAACAGUUCAUCUGCGUGAGAUGCACAAGUGCAAAGUGCCCGGGUGCAAUAUGAUGUUCUCAUCCGUCCGCAGCCGGAACCGACACAGCCAGAACCCCAACCUCCACAAAAACACACCCUUUAUCUCCAUGGUUGACUAGCCCCACCUUCUGUUUCUCACAGACACGUCCAUUUAUCAGCGCACUCCCCCCACUGCUCCUACAUUUCAGUGUCAAAACGUGUCUAAGGUCGGUCCUGUCACAUGACGAUCAGACGAUAAACCUCGUACGCAUCACGCCGGUGUUCCCUUUUUGACUUUUUUUUUCUUUGGGAGAAUUUGGAUUGGACAUUUCUCCGAGGGCACUUCUCUUGGGUUGCUUGAUUCCAAAAUGGCCACCCUUUUGAUCCUUCAUUUUUUUGUGUCCAACUGCAUAAAAGUUCCUCAGACUCUUUAAGUGUGACUGUUGCCUGCAGAAAACGGUAUUACUGAAAAAAAAGAAUAAUAAUACUACUACGAGAAAAAAUGUCUCCUUGUUGUAUUUGUGUAACGAUAGCUUUACAGAAAAAAAAAAAGAAUCCCGUACAUACCUAAAGCAUGAACGGUUUCAAUUUGUAAAUAAUGUCCUGAGAGGCUUUUUGGUGUAAAACAAUUGUUUUGAUGGUCGCUUGCUUUUUCUUUCUUUCUUUCUUUCUUUCUUUCUUUCUUUCUUUCUUUCUUUCUUUUUUAAAAUUCCUUUGCUCUUUACUUUUCCCUUUUUUUCCUUUAUGUUACAGUUCAAUACUUUCAGCUCAAAGUGUAGGUGACAAGAGGUAGCAUUUUACUAGCUUGAUUCAUUUAUAUUAACGUCAAAACAAAAAAUAAAAAGGAAAAAAAAUUACCCAAGAAACAAAAAAAAUAUAUAUAUUGUGACUCGUUUUAUCUACUUGUGAGAAAUGCUGAUGGGGCUGGCAUGCUUUCAGGCUCCUAACCAACUCCUUUUUCAUUUUUUUCCUCGUUUUUGUGAAUUUUUUAAAAAAAGAUUUAGUAAGACAUUUAGGUUUUUUGCACUUUGCCUCUAUAACGAGCGGGAUGUGUAAUAUUAUUACAAAGAAAAACACUUUGCAAUGUUUGAGUUAGUCAUGGCCAGGAGGGAAAACUAAAAAAAAAAAAAAAGUAUCUUUACAGAAAUUUCCAGUUUUGUUUUCAUUAAAAAAAAAGAUUUAAAUUUGUAUAAUCUCUAAUGACCCACAUUUGAGCAAGACAAACCUGUAAAAAUAUUUAAACACCGUUUCUGCUGCAGGAUUGACGAUCAGCUGAUUUUCUGCAGGAAAAAAAGACAAUUACUUCAUGUGGCUGUAACGUAUUAGCUGAGAAUUAGCUCCCAGAUUAAAUACUGCAUGUCCUGUUAUCAUAUGCGAGUAGGCAUGUGCUGAAAACCGGUCAUACGAUAUAUCGCAAAACUUCAACACGCACAAUAUCAUUAUUGUGAAGUUCAGUAUUCGUUCCAUUUCACCUUUUACAGAUGGUUUGUUUUCUAGUCGGGAUGUGUUAGGGUCUCUUUUUUGGGCACAAUGUCAUGAUAAAUAUCAUAUUCCACAAUAAAACGUAUGUAAUUAUUACGAUAUGUAAAUUAAACAGUGGCUCAAGCUCACACAACUGUUCACACUGGCAGUGAACGGAUACGAUUUUUAAUCACAGUUGCAAUUUACGUUGAGGGUGAAUUAGUUUUUGGUAAAAUGGGUGGAGCUCCAAACAGCCAGUCACAAACUUGACUCAGUGACAUCAGUGUUAUCCUUUGUCUUCACUUUGAAUAAUUCAUAUUUAGUUACAUUAACUAAACUGUAGCUAGCAUAACAUUAUCCAACCAAGUCUGCUAGCAAACUAGUUAAUGCUCGGCUAAAACAAGGGAGGAGAUUAGGUUAAUUAUCCAAUCACAGUCAGCUUUGUCAUUUCUCUUCGUUUCUUUAUUUGAGCAACAUUAACUCCAAAUAAACUAGCCCAGCUAGCUUAGCUUAGCUAACAUAACAUUACCAAUAGUUAUGUAAUGGCACCUAGCCAGGCACAUUUGCUAGCAAGCUAGUUAAUGCUAUGAUAACUGUAAUAAUGUGAAGAGUCAGUAAGCUAAAAACUAUCCUGGGUUGAAGAUGUACAAAGAACAGCUAGUCAUUAUUUUAGCAAAAUGCAACACUGUGUAAAUGCUAGCUUGGCUGAUAUUGCGUAUCUAGCUAACAACACGUGAGCAUCAGAUUGAUUCUGCAAAAGAAAUAAGUUUGCUAUCAAAGUGCAUAGAAUUUUAGAAUUUUUUAAAAAAUUAACUAAUGAAAUGAUAUCUAAGCUCUGCCCAUGUCAGCGUAAAGAUGCCAUCGUUUGGUGAAAUCAGAAAGCAAAAGAAAAGAAAAUGGCUGCCAGUGUGAGCGUAAGAUAAAAUGUUAAUCCAUGAACGGUUAGAAUUAUCUCUCAGGAUCGCUGUGGCCUGAUCACACAGGGCACGUGUUUAGUCUUAAAAACUCAAGUCUUAAUUCUUUCUUUGGUCAGUUUUUGAAAAGUUGAGCGACCGUGUUUAAUAACGGCGUCGACAUGUCGAGGUACGAAACAAACAAGAGUGAAAUGUAAUUUACGCUGAAAAUGAUGUGAAAUGGUUUGAUACAGUAGAGUGAACAGUGUGCAACCCCUUUUUACUCUGCAGUUAAAAAAAAACAAGCUCGUAGCCAUGCCACUUCUCACUUGUAUUAUUUCACUCUCAUGCUGAUGGGAGGAAGGAGACAGUGAGGCAGCGAGACAGCAAAGGCUCGCGAGCGUCAUUAAAUUCGUGGCGCAGCACGCCGGAGGCUGGAGUGCCGUUUCUGCGCUGAUCUGUCUAAUAACUCACUUGUCACUUCGUUACAUUUAGAGACGGUGAACGCUGCUGACAUGCUCAUGUCACACACACAUCCAACCCCUCCCCCUUCCUCUCUGUCUGUGUUUUGGGUUCCGCAGGGACGCGGGUUAAUAACGCACGCUUAAGUUCCCCGUCACCCCGAAUAACAGGAGGUGUAAUUGCCUGUUUAUCCCAUGUGAGGAGAAAAAUUGAGCAUCGAAAGCCAGGGUCGCAUUUUCUCUCACUGCUGACAGCUCUCUCUCUCUCUCUCUCUCUCUCUCUCUCACACACACACACACACACACACACACACACACACACACACAUGCAUGCGCAGCACUAGCAGUCCGGUGAGAUGACAGCAGCAGGAGGACUUGUUAACCUCUGGUGAUGGACGAGGCAGAAAGAAAGGCAGUCUUCCUUCUUUUUUCUUUCUUCUUCCUUUGUCUCUUUUUUAUUUUAAAUUUCCUUCUUCUUUAACACACAGUUUAUUUCUAAAUUUCAUUACUUUUUGCCCUUCUUUCAUUCUUUUUCUUCUUUUAUUGCUUUCUUUUCUUCUGUUUGGUUAAUAAUUUUUUCUUCCCUUCUUCCUGUUUCCAUCUUUUUUGUUUAUUUCUUUCCUUCUUACCUUUCCUGCCUUAUAUCUUUCUAAGUGUCUUUUUAUUUCAUUUCAUGAUUUUCCUUUAUCUAUUUGCUUUUUCUUUGUACUUCAUUUUCUUCCUUUUUUCUCUUUCUUUCAUUCUUCCUUUUUCUUUAUUUUUGUUUCCUUCUGUUUUUCCCUUUUCUUUCUUUCUUUGUGCUGAAGGAGAUGGGCCUAGUCGUGUGUUAGUGAGACCGAGAGACAGGAAGAGGGAAAACCUUGUUAAAAUCCAGAAUGAAUGCUGAUUUUAUUCUCCUGGUUCUGUUCAGGUUUAGCCAAAAAAAAAACAUUUUAGACGUUAGAACACAGUGAAGAAUGAAAUGCAACAACUCUGAAACAUGAUCUUGUGAGAGGAACUGUCUACACACACACACACACACACACACACACACACACGAGUUAGCACGCUUUGGCUAAGCCGGCAGUUCUGAUACUAAAUGAGCUGAGGAGUUGGUGCUGACACAGAGAAAGAGGAAAAGGGGAACAGACUCAGCAUGAGAGAGAGAGAGAGAGAGAGAGAGAGAGAACACUACACUACAUACUACAAAAAUAUCACCUCAUGGUUCAUCUGAUAUUUUUUAUUUUAUAUGUUAAAAUUUUGCUCUGAUUUUUUUUCAACAAUUAUAUACAUUCUGUAAAAAAUACUAAUAACAAAAUCUAACCUGUCAGAAUGUAUAAUUGUGAGAAAAACACAGACAAUUACUGCAAUAUCUCAGAAAAGGUUACUGAUGAAACUGAUCACAAAACUGAUGUGAUAUCAUAUAAUUAAAUCAUCAUCACAGCUCCAAUCACAAUCCUCCCCUCUCUUAGAAUUUCAGGAUCUUAAGCAAAAGAUAUAAUAUAAUAUAAUAUAAUAUAAUAUAAUAUAAUAUAAUAUAAUAUAAUAUAAUAUAAUAUAAUAUCAUUAAAGAAGCAGUUGAGCCACAAAUGAAGUCGGUGUUUCCUUGAAGUGAAAUGUAGUUGAUCAGCUUGCACACAAAAACAUUGUUAAAGUGAAAGUUUUUAUGAGGUAUUUAUUUUUCAGAAACUGUGGAGAGUUGGCUGUUGCGCUCGUGUCGGACUAAAACUAAACAUACGAUGUCUUUUUAUAGCCCUGAAUGGACCGUAAGGCAGACAUCGACUCAGGCUUCAGACGACAUCUUUAAACUCUGUAACUUUGGUUAUUUUUAAAUAAAUAUUGUAUAAGACAGCAGUGAUGAUGUAUAAUAUAUUCACACAUUUACCUUUAAUGUCAUCACUUCCAGCUUAUUUGGUACAGUUCCACAGUAAACUUUGGAAGGUGUGUCCUAAGGGGGCAGGACAUAGAGGGCGGAGAAACUAUGGCCAUUAAAAAAAAAAGUAAAGAUGGCGGAAUUCAUAAAUAAUGUUUUAUUUGAAGUUUUGUUCACGUUGUCGCUGAUCAAGUCGAUUUUGUGGUAAAAGGGGAAACGUUGUAGAUGUUACUUCUCUGGCAGGACUGCACCGUUAACUGUGUUUACGCUCAUGUAAACAUAAAUGUGUCAUUUAAUCAGGAGUUCAAUUAAAUUAGAAUCACAGGACACCGCAUCCAGUUCCUUUUUAAUCACAUGUAUGUAGAGAGACCUUUUUCCAUUUGCUAGUAAAAAAAAAAAAAAAGGCUGUUUUAUUUCCCCCCUUUAAAGAUACAAAGCGGGCGUGGCACCUCACCCAGCCUCGGUGAUGUUUUAAUAUUUCAUCAAUGCUUUGAUUUGACAUUCUGAGACAAACGGAGCACUUAGAAAACUGCAGAUGUUGAAACUGUGGGUCAAAUAAUAAAUUAAUAAUUAAUAAAAAUUUAAAAAUCACAGAUGAUAUAAAUAUAAUCCAACACAGCAUUUCUUCCUUAUGUAAGAUAAAUUAUAUUAAUAAUAAUGAUGAAAGGUAUUUGAGCGUGUUAUGUAAAGUGAAAAUGAAAAAAUAACAAGAAAUUAAAAACCAUAAUUCAGUAUUGAAUAUUUACUCAUUUUUGUCCACAGAAAACCCGUAAGCUUGAACACUUUUUUGUGUGAAUACUUUCCUUUUUUUUAACCUGCUGGCUUUGGGCCGUGCUGUUCGCUGUGUUUCGUCCUGUUCGUUUCGUGUUUAUUCGCUUGGAUUUUUGCGCCGACCUUCAUGAAUAGUGCAUGGGCCCUGAACAGCAUUUUUCCAUUAGGCACACUCAAGGAAGAAAAAGAAUUAAUGAAUAAAAAAAAUAAAAGUCCUGUUUGGUUUCUUUGUUUGAACUGAUUUGCUUCUGCGUGUAUCUUCUGUAUCAUAGCUGACUGUCGAUGGUUUUUGCAUUAAAUGCAUAAAGGGUUUCGGGAUGUAAAUGGAAUUUUAUUCAUAUUUUGUCCAAAUACCUCUCUUGUAAUUUGUAUCAGAAUUCUUGUACAAUUUUUAUAUUAAAGAUUUAUCAGUCACUGGCACGCCGAG